Molecule: messenger RNA, 1339 nt
Organism: Helicoverpa armigera (cotton bollworm)
Lineage: Eukaryota; Metazoa; Arthropoda; Insecta; Lepidoptera; Noctuidae
Product: cytochrome c oxidase assembly protein COX18, mitochondrial
Exons: 1
Coding region: 79-1167 (362 amino acids)
Biological process (GO): protein insertion into mitochondrial inner membrane from matrix; mitochondrial respiratory chain complex IV assembly
Cellular component (GO): mitochondrial inner membrane
Molecular function (GO): membrane insertase activity
Source: RefSeq, a predicted model, not a curated record
AUAAUAAUUAUAAUAAUGGACUGUUAUUCAAGACAUUAUUAGUAAUUAAGAACUAAAACUUACUAUUAGAGCUUCACUAUGACGUUCUACAAACAUAUAACAAAGUUAAAAAUCAACUCUACACUAGAAACUUAUCGUAAAUUCAGUGUUAUUUGUAACAAUCAUCUUGUAGCAGUAAAUAAUGAAAAUAGAGCGGUUAAGUGCAAUGUAUUGAAAGGAAACAAAUUAUGUUCAUUUGACACCCGUGCAAGCCGUAAUUUUUCAAUGGAAGCAUUCGCAAAAUGGCAAGAACAAACGUAUGCAAGCAUAUCAGGAAGUACCCCUGUGCAUUUUAUGCAGGAUGGGUUACUUUAUUUCCACGAUCUAACAGGAAUGCCAUGGUGGGCCACAAUUGUUACUUCCACAAUACUUAUUAGGACAUGUAUGACUCUGCCACUAUCUGUCUAUCAAAACUAUAUAUUAGCAAAAGUAGAGAAUAUCAGUUUAGAACUUAAGGAUAUGGUAAAUGAAUUAAAAAAGGAAACUACAAUAGCCAAGAAAGUUUACAACUUAACAGAUAAACAAGCAGUGUUAUUAUAUAAGAGAUCAUUGAAGAAACAAUGGAACAAUUUAAUAGUGCGAGAUAACUGUCACCCUUUUAAAGCAAGCUUGUUGAUAUGGUUUCAACUGCCAGUUUGGGUGUGCAUGUCUUUUGCUUUGAGGAACUUAGUAUACACGAAUAGUCCAGAUCCUGCAGCAUUAGUUACCCUUAUGGAGUUAUCUACUGGGGGCAUUGGAUGGAUUCCUAAUUUAACCGAGCCUGACCACUCCUGGAUACUUCCUGUAGCAUUUGGACUGACCAACUUGUCAAUUAUAGAAAUACAGAGAUUAUCGAAACUGAGGCAACCCUCUAAGCUGUACAAUGUUUUUACAAAUGUAUUUAGAGUAUUUACAAUUAUAAUGAUACCUGUAGCAGCCAAUGUUCCUUCAUGUAUGUGUCUGUAUUGGAUGACAUCAAGUUCUAUCGGUUUAGUUCAUAACUUAAUAUUAUUGUCCCCAUCAAUUAGAAGAAAGCUGAGGAUACCUUUAGCUCCAAGUGAACUGGAAGAGCCCUACAAACACAUAAAAGAGGAAUUGAAAGAUUCAUUUAGAAGAAAGUUAAAAAGAAAUAUGUUAAAAGAAUCAUAAGAUUUUAUUUUCAAAUAUAAACAAGAAUUGUCUUUGUUAUAAGUUUAAAUUAUUACUAUUGUAAAAAAACAAAACACUUCAUUUCACACUAGUCCAAAUAAAUUAUAUCAUAUUCCUUUCAAAAAAAGGUGUUGUUUAUUUGAUGAAAAAUCUGUCAUAUGUCAAUUACAGA